Molecule: messenger RNA, 1062 nt
Organism: Pyricularia pennisetigena
Lineage: Eukaryota; Fungi; Ascomycota; Sordariomycetes; Magnaporthales; Pyriculariaceae
Exons: 4
Coding region: 1-1062 (353 amino acids)
Source: RefSeq, a predicted model, not a curated record
AUGGCUUGGGAGGAACCGAGGAAGACGGGCAUGCAGUAUCGCCGCCUGGGCGACACUGGCCUUCACGUCUCUGCACUUAGCUUGGGUGGAUGGAUCACAUUUGGUGGCCAAGUCGACAAUGAAAAGACAUUUGCCAUCAUGAAGCAGGCAUACGACUGCGGUAUCAACUUCUUUGACACUGCAGAGAGUUACGCUGGCGGCAAGUCAGAAGAGGCCAUGGGCGCCGCCAUCAAGCAUUUCAACUGGAAGCGCAACGACCUGGUCAUCAGCACCAAGCUGAACUGGGGCGGCGAUAACGGCGAGAUCCUGGUCAACAACCACGGCCUGUCGCGGAAGCACAUCAUCGAGGGCCUGCGCGCAUCCCUCCGGCGCCUGGACCUCGAGUACGUCGACAUUGUCUACGCGCACCGGCCGGACCGCCUGACCCCCAUGGAGGAGACGGUCCGGGCCUUCAACCACGUCAUCGAGGUCAAGGGCUGGGCGCUGUACUGGGGCACGUCCGAGUGGAGCGCCGACGAGAUCGCCGAGGCCUGCGGCAUCGCCAACCGCCUCGGCCUGAUCCCGCCCGUCGUCGAGCAGCCCAUGUACAACAUGCUCAGCCGCGACAAGGUCGAGAGGGAGUUUCAGCGCCUGUACAAGCGCUUCGGCAUCGGCCUCACCACCUUCAGCCCGCAAAAGUUUGGCCUGCUGAGCGGCAAGUACAGCGGCCCCAUCGAGACGUGGCCCGAGGGCUCGCGCUUCAGCGACAAGGGCGGCGACGUCAAGUUUGGCAGCGUCAUCAGGAAACAGUUCGGCACCGACCACUGGAAGGCCGAGGUCGAGAAGAUCCAGAAGCUCAAGGUCGUCGCCGACAAGCUGGAAAUCUCGCCGUCUCAGCUCGCCGUCGCUUGGUGUCUCAAGAACGAAAACGUGUCCUCGGUCAUCCUGGGCGCAUCCAAGCCGGAGCAGAUUGUCGAGAACUGCAAAGCCCUGCAAUUGGUUGAGAAGCUGACCUCCGACGUCAUGAAGGAGAUUGAUGGCAUCGUCGGUGAGGUCAAGCUUGACCCGGCAAGGCAGGACUAG